CGCGUCCAGUCGUGUGCGCGCUGAGACUCGUGACGCUGUGUGGUCCUGUGUGGCUGAACAAGUGACCUCUUCAAGCUACUUGAGAUAUAUUGAUUGUGUGGUGAAUUUUAAUAAUCUAUUAAAGAGGCAAAUAUUUGUUUUUCGCCUGACCGGAGGAGUCUAAAUAUUUACUUAAAUAAUUGUUGGUUAUUGAUACUAAUGUUAUGUGGAAGCAAGUGUUUAUAGACAUUAUCCGUUGUCUUUGUGAAUAGUGUUUAAAUCGGUGGAUUACUGCAAACUUUUAGUGACUAGUCGAAAUGAUUAAGACGGAAGAACAUGCAGAUUCCAGCGCGAUUAGUGCUCCCGGAGGUUAUCAUUACCGGAAUAUUUCCUCCAAUAUUGUGGUAGCCACUCCGCAUAUCAUCGAGAAUCCAGCGCUGCAAGUUAUGGACGACAAAAUGUCCAUGAACCAUUAUCAUUAUCAUGGAGCGGUUCACUCAUCUCAGAUCGAUAUAAAAAAUGAAAUGGAUGAGCGGAAUUCUCCAGCCUAUCAUAUCGCGGAUAUGAAAAUGGAUUCGGAUAAAAUCCCUUCGAUGUAUCAUCACUUUGAUAAGAUCUCCACAUACUACAUCAAUCGAUCGCCUUACCUCAUAUCACAGAUCAAUGAAGACACGGAUUACACCGAGCCUCGCACAUCCUAUCUGUCCCAGCUGGAUAGUUCGAUAAACACUAUGAAAUUGACUGAAAACGUAUCCGUGCCACCAAUAAUAAACUACCAGUCCCUAGCACACACGGAUUUAUCAUCGCUUCAGCGCUGUCGUAGUAAUGGAAGCAGUGGGGGACACAUUUCUCCGACAUCAUCAAUCAACUCGACGCCCACUAUUACCACUGCUCAAUCGAUCAUCCACGCGAACAGCACCAGUGGGGGUCACAUUACCGUAAACCAGAAUCCAGCGAUGCCGAACUCACCUUCGGCUUCUCCGAUCACACCGGCAGCUUCACCUCCCUUGCCAAGCUCAACCCAAACAGCGAUAGUUAGCAUGGACAGCAAUGGUUCCAAUGGACAGAAGAAAAUGUCGGGCGUGUCUGGGAGCGGGGAACAGCAGUUGACCAGUACAACGGGAUCUGGAGAAAGUAGCACCAAAAAGACUAGCGGAGGUCGACGACAGGAGAAGCCGCAACUGAGCUAUAUCAAUAUGAUUGUAAUGGCUAUCAAGGAUUCACCACACCGGAGGAGAACCCUCAGCGAAAUCUAUAAAUAUUUGCAAUCGAAGUACGACUUUUUCAACGGCGAGUAUAACGGCUGGAAGAAUUCGGUUCGACACAACUUAAGCUUGAACGAGUGCUUCAAGAAACUCCCCAAAGAAUGUGGUAAGCCAGGCAAGGGCCACUACUGGACGAUAGACGCUUCGGCAGAGUACAUGUUCGAAGACGAGGGCAGUCUGAGGCGGAGACCACGCGGUUUCCGGCGAAAGCAACAGCUGAAGGCAUUCACCGGUGGCAGUGCUUUCUAUCCGGCGGGCAGCACUGGGUACGAAAUUACCGUUCCCGAAAUGCCGAACAGCUACUUAUCUCAGCCCUACGCCUCAUACGAUUAUCCCAACGCGAAUGGGCAAUCAUUUUCCGACUCGUGGCACUAUCCGGCGGAGGGAUUGACUCAAUACUCGAAGAUCACCCACACCUCUUUGCACGAUCCGCAACCACCGAGUUCCCCCGGACAGCAGAAUCAAACCUCAAGUGGGCUUGACUACGGCAAUUAUUCGUUCGCUGCCAGCCCAUACAAUAUCGAUAAUGGUAUCAAGAUGGCCUCCCUUCCACCAAUGGCACAGUCUGCGUCAUCGACGGUGGGAUCAGUGUCCGUGUCGCCAUCGUUACCACCCGCUGGAAGUAGCAUAAUAGGAUCGGUGUCAAUGGCAACAAAUGGCGGAGCACAGUCUUCUUCCAUGGAAGCAGUCACCGGCAUGGAUUGCGGCAAGGUGAUAACCGGUUACUCUGGUUCCCUGGGAAACCAUUCGUCCAUGCUGGCAUCGCAACAUCUGCACCAUCAUCAUCAUCACCACCAUCAUCCCCAGCAUGGUGGAUGUGGAUCUAAUGCUGGCGUAAACACAGUGCUAACGUCGAAUAUGUCCUAUGACCAUGGAAAAUAUGUGAAUUAAUGGAAAGAGGGGUGACAAGUAGUUAUAGACUUGACGAAAAGGCGUGAUAGGAACAUUAAAAUACUAAUUGUUGGAUGAGUAUAUUAUAAUUGUGCGUUUCGGUAGAAGUGAAUUAGUUUUCACGAUUGCAGCAAACCUUGUA
Molecule: messenger RNA, 2277 nt
Organism: Toxorhynchites rutilus septentrionalis
Lineage: Eukaryota; Metazoa; Arthropoda; Insecta; Diptera; Culicidae
Product: forkhead box protein F2
Exons: 3
Coding region: 297-2135 (612 amino acids)
Biological process (GO): animal organ morphogenesis; regulation of transcription by RNA polymerase II
Cellular component (GO): nucleus
Molecular function (GO): RNA polymerase II cis-regulatory region sequence-specific DNA binding; DNA-binding transcription factor activity, RNA polymerase II-specific
Source: RefSeq, a predicted model, not a curated record